AUGUUCAAUUGCAAGUAUGCACCAAAAAAUAUUCCCAAAGGUGUGUUCUUAUUACCAUUCAUUCUUCUUGUCAUCGUGGUACUCCUUCCUCUGGUCACAAACUUAAUUCAAUCAUCUUCUAAGAUAUAUGCCACCAACUUGGAAACCAAAGAAACAAGGAGUUGCAACAUAUUUUCUGGAAAUUGGGCUCCUUAUUCUAAAGAACCUUACUACAAUAAUGAAACCUGCCCUUUUAUAUUAGACCAGCUAAAUUGCAUCAAAUCUGGGAGACCAGACACAGGGUUCCUUAAAUUGAGGUGGAAACCCCAUGAUUGUGAGCUUCCAAUGUUCGAUGCUACUCAGUUCCUGAAGCUUGUCCGAGGAAAAUCAAUGGCCUUUGUUGGGGACUCCAUGGGGAGAAAUCAACUGGAGUCCUUGUUGUGCCUCAUAAAUAGUGUUGCACAUCUUGAAGAUAUUACAGCCAGAUACACAUCAUAUGAUGACAUAUUUUUUAGAUGGUGGUUCAGUGCUGAUUACAAUUUCACUGUUGCAACAUUGUGGUCUCCUUUCCUAGUCAAAUUCAUUGAUUCUGAUGUCAGUGGUCGUGCUUUCUACAGCGCCACGAAACUAUAUCUAGAUGAGGCAGAUAGAGCAUGGACCAGCAAAAUUGAGAAUUUUGAUUAUGUGAUUUUCUCAACUGGACAGUGGUUCUUUCGACCAUUAACAUUCUACGAAAAUGGGCAAGUUGUUGGUUGUCAAAAAUGCGGGAACAUGACAGAGCUUAACUACUAUGGAUACAGGAAGGCAUUUCAAACAGCAUUAAGAACAAUAAGAAAUGUUAAAGGGUUCAAGGGGUUGACUUUUUUGGUGACUCACUCUCCAGAACACUUUGAGAAUGGAUUGUGGAAUGAAGGUGGGACAUGUAACAGAACAAAGCCCUUUACCAUUGAAGAAAGAAAAGGAUAUGAACAUGGGGAUAUUGUGGAGGCAUUGUAUCAUAUACAAGUGGAGGAGUUUGCAAUAGCAGAAGAGGAAGCAAGAAAAAAGGGGUUGCACUUUGGUUUGAUAGAUAUAACUAAUGCCAUGGUGAUGAGGCCAGAUGGACACCCCAGUAGACAUAGGCGUGCAGGGGAUAAAAAUGUGACGGUCAAUGACUGCGUUCAUUGGUGCUUGCCAGGUCCUGUUGACACAUGGAAUGAAUUCUUGCUCUAUGUGAUGAAACUGGGAGAAGAAAAGUUGAAGGGUUACACAUUAUGA
This is a messenger RNA of Abrus precatorius (Indian licorice), 1236 nucleotides long. RefSeq names its product protein trichome birefringence-like 19. Gene Ontology annotation, molecular function: O-acetyltransferase activity. The transcript is spliced from 2 exons. Gene Ontology annotation, cellular component: Golgi apparatus. The record is from RefSeq and is a predicted model, not a curated record. NCBI's taxonomy places the organism in Eukaryota, Viridiplantae, Streptophyta, Magnoliopsida, Fabales, Fabaceae. Bases 1 to 1236 code for a protein of 411 amino acids.